Nothobranchius furzeri (turquoise killifish) is the source of this 3083-nucleotide messenger RNA. It is a transcript of the gene exd2, whose product is annotated as exonuclease 3'-5' domain containing 2. Gene Ontology annotation, biological process: nucleobase-containing compound metabolic process. Gene Ontology annotation, cellular component: nucleus; cytoplasm. The record is from RefSeq and is a predicted model, not a curated record. NCBI's taxonomy places the organism in Eukaryota, Metazoa, Chordata, Actinopteri, Cyprinodontiformes, Nothobranchiidae. Gene Ontology annotation, molecular function: nucleic acid binding; 3'-5' exonuclease activity.
CCACACAAUCGUAUAAAUGGAGCCCGAAGGACAUGAAAAGGCGUAGCAAGCAGCUGUUCGUGUGCGAAAGUGAUGCCGAGUUGGCUAGAAACGUUAAGAGAUGAACAGUGACCGUCAGGAUCACAGAAACAUUUGGAUUCAAGCUCACUAACGAAAGGAAGGUUUGAGUCUGUUUCGGGUCUGUUGGUCAUGUCUCGAGGGCCCCUGACCGCCGUCAUAACGACGGUUCUGGGAGCGGCUUUAGGAGGACUGCUCAUCUGGCAGGUGUACCAGACUAAAAAGAAAAAGCCGCCUCCUCUGCAGAACAUGGAUCCUGAUGAAGCUCCGUGUCCUGAGGAGCAUGAGCUCACGGCUGUGGAGUACCAAUACGAGGAGGAGCCACCUUGUCUUACUGAGAAAGAUUUUAAAACCGUGGAGUGUCAGACCCCACAGGCACCCCCUCCGUUCCAGAUCCCGUCUUUCGACCAACUGCUGGCGGUGAAACCGGUGAUGGUGAGCUCUGAGGAGGAGUGGCAACAGAUGUGGCCUCUGAUGCAGAGGGAGUUGGUGGUUUUCCCUGUGCUGGGACUGGACUGUGAAUGGGUAAAGACCGACGGAGUAUCGGUGAAGGGCAGAUCUUCGGCCGUGUCCCUGCUGCAGAUGUCCUCCUACUCGGGUCUGUGCAUCCUUGUGAGGCUGCUGGCGUUUCGCAGUGAGCAGCAGUCAUUCCCUAACAGCUUGAUCGAUGUCCUCAGAGACCCCCAUGUUUUAAAAGUUGGUGUUGGUUGCUAUGACGACGGGAAGCGUCUGGCAAGUGACUAUGGCCUGUCACUAUCAUGUACAGUGGACCUGCGUCAUCUUGCUCUGAGACAGAGACAGUCUCCUGUGAGUAAUGGCCUCAGUCUGAAGUCCCUGGCUGCAGAUCUACUGAAUGUUUCUCUGGAUAAAUCUAUGGAGUUGCGCUGUAGUGACUGGGAGGCAGACCAGUUGACACUAGAGCAGAUGACUUACGCUGCCAGAGAUGCUCAGGUCUCCAUUGCUCUCUUCCUCCGUCUCCUCGGCCUCUGGUCUGAAGCCGGUCCCGUCUCCACCAGCAGGAGCUCCUACCUGGAGCUGGUCUCUUGCUGCCAGGGCCUGGUGGACGUCCCGUUUAGGGGCAGAGGAUACAGAGACAUCAAACCCAGUGAGGGAGAGAAGAGGAGAGAACGGAAGAUGGCGGCGUGUGAAAGCCCAGAGUCUGGAGAUCAGCAAGUCCCAGACCCUCGGAAGAACAAGAGGAAACCACUGGGUGUUGGUUAUUCUGCCAGGAAGUCUCCUCUCUACGAUAACUGCUUCCUGUACGCUCCUGAUGGUCAGCCUCUCUGUACCUGCGACAAGAAGAAAGCCAAAUGGUACCUGGAUAAAGGGAUCGGAGAGCUUCAGAGUGAAGAUCCUUUCAUCGUGCGACUCCUGUUUGAACCUUCAGGACGUCCCGACUCCCAGCAGGACUACUAUCUGACCGCCAAGGAGAACCUGUGUGUCGUCUGUGGCAAAGCAGACUCCUACAUCAGGAAGAACAUUGUCCCACACGAAUACAGACGACAUUUUCCGAUUGAGAUGAAGGACCACAAUUCCCACGACAUCCUGCUGCUCUGCACCAGCUGCCAUGCUGCAUCCAACGUGCAUGACGGUUUCCUCAAACAGCAGCUGGCUGAGGAAUUCGCCGCCCCUCAGGGCUGCGAGGAGGGAGUUCGGCUGCUGGAGGACUCAGACCGCCGGCGUGUCCGUUCUGCUGCGCGAGCGCUGCUCAGCGCUAGGGAAGGGCUACCGGAGCAGAGACGGGAGGAGCUGCAGGCGCUGAUCAGAAACUUCCUGAACAUGAACAAGGAGCAGCAGCUGACUGACGAGGUGCUGCAGCAGGCGGCCGGCCUGGAGACGAGGAUCCUGAACGAGGCCUACAUACCUCAUGGUCUGAAGGUGGUUCGUGCUCAUGCUGAACAGGGUUUGCAGGGCCUGAUGGACCUGGAGCGGCGCUGGAGGCAGCACUUCCUGAACACCAUGCAGCCUCGCCACCUGCCUCCUCUCUGGUCCGUCGACCACAAUCACAGCAAGUUCCUCCGCAAAUACGGAGAGGACCUGCCCAUCAAGCUCAACUGACUCCUCGUCUGGUUCGACAAAGUUCCAUUGAAACUUCAAACCAACACACAACAACGUCCAACCCAGUUUCUGUUUGCGUCUUUUUGCAAGGAAAGAUUCUUAAAUCUGGAAUGACAUUUCUCCAGAAUGUGGGAAUCAUCAAUUUCUCACUCUGGGAAGAACUGAACAUUUGGGCUGGUUCUACCUUUGGAGCAUCAUGAGGAACGACUGCACAUCAAAUAAUUUUUUAAUCUUUAGGAGAACUAUUUAUGAAGUAAGUUUAGAUUACCGGUUCCAGACUGAUUUUUAAGGCUGCUCUUAGUCUCCGUUUCUGCUGCAGGUUUGCAGCGGAACGUCAGUCUGCUGGAGGGUUUUCAGUCGGAUUAGGAGUUAUCUGCUGCUCUGCCUGUUUUGUUUUUUUCACUCCAAGUGUUUCCCAGAAACAUCUCGAUCAAACUCCAUCUUUGCCCCUUUUUUCUAAAAGAUGAGCUGGUGGUUGAGAUGCGUCUGGGUGGGGGUGAGCAGCGUUGGUUUAUGUAACCGGACCGUUUCAUCUGGACGUUUCCGUUCUGCUGCCGUUGUUCCGGAAGGUCGGGACAUCUUCAUGGAUCAUGUUUUAAUGUUCCUCUUCAUCCCAACUGAAGGAGACACCGUGGUGGCGAGAGGAAACGUUGCUUCAACUCAACACCGUUUUUCCCAGACGUCAUGCGACAUCACACAAUUCCUACAGCGAAGUACUUGUGCCAACAGUAACGAUGAAGCCUGUUCCAUGCAGAGUUAAGACUACAAAAGAUACUUUAAAUUAUAAAAUCAGCUGCUUCAAGUGGAAACGUGUUUUUCCAAAACGGAAUUAAAGAUAAAAGAAUAAAUGUUUGUAUUAAAAUCAACUUGUUGGAGAAUAAUUCGCACACCUCUAUAACCAAAGGAAAACCAACAGCAGGGUUUAUUUCUUACAAAAUCGCAGUUUAAUAAAUAGUCUGUAAAAAUGA